Aspergillus novofumigatus IBT 16806 is the source of this 2542-nucleotide messenger RNA. RefSeq names its product pentatricopeptide repeat protein. NCBI's taxonomy places the organism in Eukaryota, Fungi, Ascomycota, Eurotiomycetes, Eurotiales, Aspergillaceae. Bases 104 to 2542 code for a protein of 812 amino acids. The record is from RefSeq and is a predicted model, not a curated record. Gene Ontology annotation, molecular function: protein binding. The transcript has 2 exons.
UGAAACUGUCACUCGCCGAUUCUUCGCCGUCCUCAUCGCCUCUUGGAUUCGCUAGUAUCCAGUUCGGAAUAAUUCAUCAAUGUACGCGGUCAAGAAGUACUGAAUGUCAUUUUGUCCGCAGCGUCUCCUUCGUUCCCGCUUCAGCGCUGGACUGCCAUCCUGGGAUCCGCACCACAGAUGGUAUCAACCAGGGACGGGCUUUCAAGGCGCGAGAGCGUUAUAUUCCAGUAAUGAUGCGUCGAAUACGAGAGCUCAGCUCCCUCCCGCCGUUGAUACCGCUAUUAUCCGUACAACGACCCCCUAUACUAUUCCCGAAGAUCCUUGUCGGAAAAAUGUACUUCGGAGAUUAUCCUCUACAACGUCCAUCGUCGAUAAGAGUUCCAGCCCCGAUUCACCCUCCAGGAUUGAUUUAAUUGAGUCGCAAUCGUCCACAGUGCUUGAAGGCCCUUCUCCUGGUGCUGAACAGGAGCUAGUUGCUCCUAAUCAAGGUGGAAGAGAUGUGGGCCGACGACCGAGAUUUCCAAGCUCCAAACGCCUGCUUUCGAUCCCAGGGCGGAGUAGUAUCUUCACCUCAGGUCCGGCGCCAGCCAUAAUCUACAAAACCAAGGUCAUGGUUAGGGGUCAGCCCAGGGAUAGACAGAGAGUUCUCCGUCCUAAAACUGUGGCUCUGGAGAAGCGCAUCAGAUCUCAGACCUUCUUUCACGAAGGGGCGAAUAUACGCACAUGGAGAAUUGCACAAAGCGAUCUGUACAGGUCAAAAUUCUACGAAAGAGAGAUCCGAAAUGAGUUCUUGAGAGACUUGAAGCUGAACCCCGUCGAGCUGGACCUCCUAGAGAAACUCAAAACGGAUAGUCAGGGCAGUUUCCGUGAGGCUUGGGAGGCGUUAAGCAAGAGGGACAAAGCCCUUCAUUGGCACAGUCUAUCCUUAUGGUUGUUGAAGGAGUCUCCAGAGCUUGCCUUAGAAUUCUUGUCAGUGACCACUCAUGGCAAGGAGAGGCCUGUCUUUGUGAUGGUCGCAGAUGCCUUCCUUUUCUUGGACUCCUUUUACUAUGACAGGCUCAAGGACUGGAGAAAAGGGCCGCACACAUAUCAAUCUAAAAUCGUUCGACUUUAUGUGAAGCGCGCUGAUCGUGACGCAAUCUACUAUGCUUAUAAACUUGUGUGUGAGCGCAAGAUUCAUACAAAAGCGGAGACCCAUCUUUGUUUCAUGUGGCGAUUUAUCGAGUUCAAGGACGUCAAUAAGGCACUUGACGUUCUUGAUAACGUGCGGCGAAUGAAACAGGUUGAGUUUGGGAUGGAUUCUCAGAGCGUGAUGCGCCACUGCUGCAAGCUUCUCACGCUUGAUUCGGUUCAAGAAGGGCCGGAAGGGCGAAAUUUCUACAUUCUUCCCAAAUUACUCAAAAUGGGUGUUCGACCAGAUCGGGAUAUGAUGAACGUCGUUUUGUCCAAUGCCUUCAAAACAGGUGACGAGCAGUUGGGGCUCGAUAUGCUGGAGUAUAUGAAAAAUAAUGGCCUUGAACCAGACUCUUACACCCAUUUGAUCCUCCUCAAUGAUGCUGUUGCGCGAGGGAAUCGAGACCGCGUUAGCUCAUUGAUUCGGGAGAUCGAAUCUAACGAGGAGCUACUGAAGAAUCCUUGGAUCUCGAGUAAGAUCUUUCAUGCUCAUUUCGUUUUCACUGCGAAGCAUAUAAAUCCAGAUGACGAUCCUGAUGCGGUGUUCUACUCCAUGCUGGAGAUGUAUAACAAGCUACAUUGUAUUACUCCUUUGAAGGAGCUUUCUAUCUUACCACCCGAAUACACCCCUCCACCAGGAGGUGACAAUACGCCACCGACCACGAUCGCUUUAUUUCUCAUGAUUGCAACAUAUCUACGCUGUCGAAGGCGUGUCUCUAUUGCUCAGCGCCUUUAUACGAACUUUCGCUCCCUGGUGCUGCAGGGACACCCCACGAUUGCUCCUCUGGCAGCAACCGAUCACGUCUAUAACGAGUUCCUUGUGGCGUUUCGGGACAGUCCGCGGGGGUUGCGGCCAGCUAUGCGAGUAGUUGAAGACAUGCUGCAGACAUCUGCCCUAACAAGCAAUACCCGGGCGAUGCAUGAACAAGCAAGUGGUCAUGCCUUGCCUUCUGUUCGAACCUGGACAAUCUUGAUGAGUUGCUUUAUCUUCAACAAACAGCCGCACGCAGCAGAGAGAGUGAAGGAGAUGAUGGCUGAACAUAAUGUUGAAUUCAAUAAGGUCACCUGGAACAUUAUCAUCAGUGGUUACGCCUGCAAACAAAGAGUUUUUGAUCUUGCCCAGACUAUCAAAGCUAUGGAGGACGCGGGAUACGUCAUUGACUCCUACAAUAUGAAGGCUCUUCGUUACCUUCGAGACCCUGAACGACUUUGGGUGGCUCUGGAAGAGUUGGACAAGCUAUCACAGCCUUCUCUCACCACAUUGGCCGACUCUAAACUCGCACCUUCAAAGAGCGACAAAAAGACAAGGGACGAGCUUUUGGAUCAAGGGCUCAAACGGUUGAGGGAGAAACUAAAGCCCAAAUUAUGA